This is a messenger RNA of Sturnus vulgaris (Common starling), 2740 nucleotides long. The record is from RefSeq and is a predicted model, not a curated record. Lineage: Eukaryota; Metazoa; Chordata; Aves; Passeriformes; Sturnidae.
UCCUCAUACUGUUCUUAAUGGUAAUUAUAUUAUUUGUGUAUUUUUGACAGAGUUGUUGUCUUGAAGCCAGGUCAUCUCGUCCUGGCUGCAGGGAAUAAAAGAUGCAUUAUUGAUGUAAUUAGUCACCACCAGGAUUUUGCCCGUGUUUUUGACAUCUGUCAGGGCUUCAGCUUUGAUUUAGCCAGCAAAGCCAGUUGUUCUGUUGGAGUGUGUCAGUUGUGAGUUCAGCCUGUCCCUUGCAGUGGCUUGUACCUCGUGUGUGGCUGUAACUGAGUAAGGAAAAGCCCUGCUGUCCCUCAGCCUGCCUGUGCUUAUUUCCAUCUUCCAGUAACACAAUUGCAUGGUUCCUCUGAUCACAAAAAUAUUCCUGGCUAAUGAAUUUAUCAGAGAGCAGAAAAAAAUAACCAUGCUCAUUUCCCUAAACUGAGAAUAUUUACCAAAGCUGUUGUGGUGUUUGAGGAAAAAGAUUUCUUCAAGUUUUUUAUUAUCUUAGUUAUGAAUUACUUAUAAUUUCUUUGAUAAAAUUAAAGAGAAACUUCUUUUAUUCUCAGCUGCAAGGGGCUAAGCCUUUAAGUUGCAGUGAGAUGAUGCCAGGAAGUGACAGGCUGAUGAAGACAGGAGCCUGAAAGGACACUUUCAACUGAACAGAGACUCUGGAAAUUGAAUGGAUGAGGAAAAAGUCUCAGAUUUGUCAGCUUGUUCAACUGAUACCAGAGCAUUAACAAGGAAAACAAGAUUCACUGUGAGGAGCUCAAAAUGAAGAAGAAAGAUGCAGAGGAUUGCAUGGAACUGUGCCCCUAUGAGUGUGUCGAGAUGGAAAGGUGUGAAAGUAAAGAGCUGGAUGUUGAAAUAAGGAACCUAAUAGGGAAGAACAGCACUUUGGAGUCGUGUGAGGACCCCAAACCUCUUGCCCAAGAGAGGCUGAGCCCUCGGAGAACUUCGUGUUCCCUUAAGACACACAGUGAAGGAAAGGCUCCAGGCCAGCUUGGAUGCACCUGGGAAGGUGGGAGUGACAUGGAAGCUCCAGCAGAACCAUUGGAACCAAGGCACACAGUACUGAGCAAAAAGAAGCCUUUAUCAUGCAAUUCUCUGGAGCAACAGAUCCUCACACUGGAAAGACAGAGACGAGAGCUUCUGGAGGUGAACAAGCAAUGGGAUCAUCAAUUUAGAAGUAUGAAACAGCUUUAUGAAAAGCAGCUGGCAGAGAUGAAGGCAAAGCUGGACGUGUCGGAGAGGAGAGUGAGCGAGCUGCAGCAGGACAGACAGCGGCAGCAUCCAGAGGAGGAGAGGAGGCGAGAGCUGGGCAGAGAGAGGCUGUUGCAGGAAAAGAAAGAUACAGAAGUCCUUAGUGAAGCUCUCCAUGAAAUGAAGGAAGAGAACAGGCUCCUGAAGCAGAAGAAUGCCUCAAUGACCAGAAAGAAAGAACACUAUGAGAGUGAAAUAAGUCGUCUCAACAAGGCCCUUCUGGAUGCAUUGAAAAAGCAGCACCCACCUGUUGUUAGGACUCCUCCAGGGAAGGGUGACAGCAACAGCAUUGAGGAGAUGAGAACCCAACUUGAAGUUCUUAAACAGCAGGUCCAAAUAUACGAGGAAGACUUCAGAAAGGAGAGAUCUGACCGAGAGAGGCUUAAUGAGGAGAAAGAAGCAUUGCAGAAAAUUAAUGAGAGAUUACAAUCUCAACUGAGUAAACUCAGCUCUCAGGCAAAAGACCAGCCAGUGCAGCCUGAGAGGCCCAGCUACCCAGCUCCACUCUUCCUCUCUCCGUGUGUCAAUUAUGGGGGUUGUGGGAUGGUUCUUCACUAUCCAGAUCCUCGGGUGCAUCCAGUGCCUCACAGGGCACAGCAGCAGCAGCAGCAGCGCUCGCCAGACUAUCAGUGGUAUGUUCCUGACCAGCUUCCGCCAGAUGUGCAGCACAAGGCAAAUGAUUCCUCCCAGGAGAAGGGAGCCCAUCGCUGACAGCCUCUGGCCUGGAGAAGUGUAAACCAAAGGCUGCAAGGGAUUCUUGCAACUUCAUUAUUCUGUUUUCUUCUGGGUUUUCUUGCCCCUUAUCUCUUCAGUGCAUAUGAUUUAUGUCUGGUGAAAUCCCUGCAAGGACAAUAGAAAAGCAGCUCAUACAGGCUGGUGAUCCUCAGGAUCCAGUUAAACUCUGCUGGGAAGCCUUUCUGCCCUUUGUUCUGAAGAUGCUGUUUGUGCUGCCUUGUGAGAAUCUCUUUAAAAGCCUGAUGAGAAGAGAUGCAUUUCUUGCUGGGGAUUCAGACUGUCACAUCUGGUUUGAAUUCAAGAGCUUACAAGCCAAAUAGUGGUGUGAUUUUUUUGGUUGUUGUUGUUGUUUGGGAAUUAUGAGGGGUUUUAUUUGAUUCCAGGGAAUGAUUUGUUGAUAUAUUACUUUGAAUUCUGACUUUUCUUGGUUGGUAAAAGGGAAAUCUGUUUCACUGUUUAAACCCCUUUGUGUAAUUGUAACCAGGGUACCACCAAUGCCAGGCCAGGUAAAAGGUGCCCACUUGCCCUUUUUGAGUCUGGGUCAGAUCUCCUUUGGUUUUGGCUCUAGAAUUACAUAUAAAAAACAAUCACAGGGUUUUUUUUUUCUGAGUGUACUUAUUUGUAUUGCAAGAAUUUUGUUAGAAGUACAGAAUGGAUUUAACUUCUUAGUGAAUAUGGCUUUAUAUUUCCAAAUUAUUCUUGUAACGAACCUGAACAUCAUCAUGUAAUCUCUAAUCCAGAAUAAAACCUGGCUUUUUGA